GGAAAAUUAAAAAAAACAAAUAAGUGAUACCCGCUUAAAUCAGCGAAUCAAGUGAUAGGGUCCAGACUUAGUAUACUUCAUUCAUACAUUCACAACUAUGGCAGCAGCUGGGAGAGAAAUUCCUCUUAAGAAAGGUGAAUCUGCAUUACUGGUGAUUGACAUGCAGAAGGGAUUUGCAGUUCCAGGUAAAGGUAUCUGUAGUGACAUAGAUCCAGAAAACAUCCCAGAAAAGGACCAGUAUCUUUUCAACAGAAUAUCACAACUCGUUGUUCCAAAUGUUGCUGAAUUAAUUCGUCACUGCGAACAAAACAAAUGUGAAGUGAUAUACACAUAUGUUGAGAACCUAACACAAGAUGGAAGAGACCGUAGCCUGGACUAUAAGAUUACUGGAUUCAGUUUUCCUAAAGGAUCCGAAGAUGCUGAACUUCUCGAUGAAAUAAAACCAAUUCGUCCUGAAGACACUAUCAUGAUUCCAAAAACUGCAUGCAGCGUUUUCAAUUCAACCAAUAUUGAGUAUGUUUUGCGAAACUUAGGUGUUACACAAUUGGCCGUAUGUGGACUUGUUACAAACCAAUGUGUAGAGAGUGCUGUACGCGAUGGCGCGGAUAAAGGAUUCUUGAUAUCAGUAUUGGAGGAUUGUAUCGCCACUCACGACCAGCCAGCUCAUGAUGCAGCUCUUAAGAACAUGAAAGGUUUUGGCAGGAUUGUCAGCUACAAAACCAUUAUGGAAGAAUUAACAAAGUGGCAGUAAUUUCAGAUCUUUUUCCUGAACUUGAUGCCAUUUUAGUAAAAGAAGAACAUCAUGUAGAGAGCUGUAUUGAACAUAUAUCUUCAAAUAUUGAAAGAUAUUGAUGAAAAAAAUAACAUUAAUACUUUACGACUGAAUUUGAUAUGACUAAAUGCAUCUUGUGUUUUUAGGACACAGAUGACUUCUAGUUUAUAUACAGAGUAUUCUGAUUGGUAGUGAUAGUUUAUGAUUUUGGAGGGUGGAGGAUGACUAUCUUUGAGUGGUGAAGGGGCUUUAUCCUUAGUCAUGUCUCAUCUCUUUUAAUG
This is a messenger RNA of Owenia fusiformis, 1053 nucleotides long. The record is from the annotation of a GenBank genome assembly. NCBI's taxonomy places the organism in Eukaryota, Metazoa, Annelida, Polychaeta, Sabellida, Oweniidae.